Molecule: messenger RNA, 885 nt
Organism: Lottia gigantea (owl limpet)
Lineage: Eukaryota; Metazoa; Mollusca; Gastropoda; Lottiidae
Exons: 6
Coding region: 1-885 (294 amino acids)
Biological process (GO): proteolysis
Molecular function (GO): serine-type endopeptidase activity
Source: RefSeq, a predicted model, not a curated record
AUGGCGGAAUUAUUCCAGACGUGUUUUAUAUUUACGGUAGUAUUAUGGUUUAACGUCCUAUCAACUUCAUCAGCUGCUUAUAAUUUUAAUUGGUGCUACUUUUUCAAUGGUGACUGUUUAGUUCGAUGUCCAAAUAACAGGCAGCCAUUGGGCACAUAUUCCAACUUCGCUAUUAAAAAUAUGUUAUGUGGUAACAGCGGCUGGUGCUGCCCAAGGAGUUACUACGUACCGCCACCUGGAAGAAUGGCAGGGGACAAAACAACAACUACAACCUCAACAACUACUACUACCACUACGACUACGGCAGCGCCAACCACUACUACUACAACGGAACCCACCACCACUCUACCGCCAUCGACAACGCGGUAUCUCUCAGCGCCAGGUUGCGGUGUUCGUGGUCCGUCGACAAAGAUUAUAGGAGGUAUUCAAGCCCAGUAUUGCGAGUUUCAGUAUAUGGCCUAUAUUCAUCUGGAGGGUAGUCCGUGUGGGGGCGCUAUAAUAGAUGAUAGACAUAUCAUAACAGCGGCACAUUGUCUGUGGGAUUUAAAUGGACAUCAACCGGAAGUAGUUAUAGGCGAAUACAACAGAUCUCGCUUUGAGCCUAACUUUGAAUUUAAAACUACAAAUUAUAGAAAAGUUCCGCAUGGUGCCUAUAACUCCAGAACUUAUGAAAAUGAUAUAGCCAUAAUUAAGUUAAGGGAACCAAUAGAUUUCAGUCAGUUUCGAUGUUUACGACCGAUCUGCAGACCAGAUAAAAAUUUAAAAUUCCCUGUAAAUACGUUAUGUACAGUCACAGGAUGGGGUGUUACUGCAGCUUUUUAUGAUGAUUGCCUUUCACAUCGACCCCUUAAACAAACAGAAUGUCCAGUGAGUAAAUUUGUUUGA